GGUAAUUAACCAAAGUUCAGGGAGUUUUUUGUAAAAAACUGGACUUGUAUCUCACCGCUCGCAUCCCCUAAACCCUAAACGCAACGGGCAACUUGGCGGCGGCGGCGCGGCGGCGCGGCGGCUGAGAUCGGCGUACGGCGCGUGGUGGAGACGCACUCAUGGAGAUCCAGGCAGCCGCGGAGAUCCCCCCUGCUGCGGCGGAGGACAACGCGAGCGCCAAGCAAAAGGCUAUUAGCCCUACUCUACUGCCUUAUGAGGUCUGCUUGGCGCAAUUCCCCGCGGAGAUGUAUAAGCGUGGGGUUUUGUCAGGUGGACAUGCAAUGAGUACUACAGACAAAGAAUAUAUGAAGUUUCCUGCAGAAUCCCCUUCUGAUGACAUGCUAAGUCCAACUGUAACCGUCAUUUUGAUGACGCUCUUUACUUGGUAUCAAAUUUACCAAGAAGCUAAGGAAAACAAACACAAAAAACUACCAGAGCACUAUCCCCAAGUUUGCUUCAAGAUCUUGUUGUCAAACACUUAUCUCUUGGUUGCCUGCAUGCUUGUGAGCAUUGUGCGAAAGGGCACUGACCUUGCUGCAUGGUCUUUUUUCUGUGCCCUGGAACUUUUUCUGCUCUCUCUGUCAGGAGCAUUAUGGGUAUGCCUUUACCCGUAUGGCUUCUUGGCUGCAGAGAUUACAUUUCCUGUAUCUUCCAUCAUUUCAAUUUUCUUGCUCUCACUGAAUGAUAAGCCAAAAUUGUUCUCAAGAGCAAGGUCAAAGCUCUUAAGGUCCAAGCUCUUCAAGUCUGCAAGGAGAGUAGGUGAUGAUUGGACCAACUGACUCGGGUCUGUUCAGGUACAACAAUGCUCGAUGCCAACACGUCGUCUACUCUGGGAACCCUGAUGAGAGCUUAAUGAAAGGCAAUGAAUUUUUUGUUGUUGGCGAGCAACCAUAUGCUGAAACAUUUGGUGAUAAUGCAGAACUCACCAUUGCGAAACGUGUGUUCCACGGUUAAAUGUGCAGUAUUUAUUAUUUCUUGCCGGCCUGUUGUCAUUGAACCAUAUCUUCCAAUGAUGGAAGAACUUGUCGCUGCUUGGCUUCCUGGCACAGAAGGUCUGGGUGUUGCAGUUGUACUGUUUUGUUUGGGGACUAUGGCUUCACUGGGAAGCUCCCUCGCACAGUCGCACCUGGUUCAAGUGUGUUGACCAAUGCUGGUGACCUACACUAUGAUCCCCUCUUCCCCUGUAUUUUGAUUUGACGAUAAUAAAUUCAUUCCAGCCAGCGUAAGUAACUUAAUCAAUAAUCCACAUU
Oryza brachyantha (malo sina) is the source of this 1289-nucleotide messenger RNA. RefSeq lists its product as uncharacterized. Bases 159 to 818 code for a protein of 219 amino acids. The transcript has 5 exons. Lineage: Eukaryota; Viridiplantae; Streptophyta; Magnoliopsida; Poales; Poaceae. The record is from RefSeq and is a predicted model, not a curated record.